CCUCCCCCGGGCGCCCAUUGGCCUGUACCCCACCCCCAGCCUGCGAAGUGCGCUGGGGGAAGGCGGUGGUCGCUCGCCUCCCUCCUGCCCCCGGCCUGGCUUCGCGGUGGAGGCGGCGCCUCUCCGCAGCCCAGACCCAGCUGGGCUGGCGCGCGGCGCAGGGCGGGCGAGGGCAGGCGGGGGGCGCCGCGCUCGGGCCCCAGGCGGCUACUGACGGCGGCAGCGGCGGCUCCAGGCGAGCGCGGUCCCCGCGUGCGCACAAGCUCACUCCGCCGCGCAGGGACCCACGGAUACCGGCAGCCGGCGGACACACGGACGCGGAGACCCGGGCUCGGCGCGCGCUGCUGAGCGCACACGCUCCCCGUCCUCGGGCGGCUCGGGGCGCGGAGUGUGCCCCGGGCCGACCCGCAGCCCGCGGCCCCGCGGCGAGGCCCCGCUGUGAGCAGCCUGUAGAUACCUGGGGCUGAACAGCAGCUGCUGUGAGUGAGAGGCGGGCAGCACUGGCCUGAGCCUCCUUCUGGGCUGAGAAGCAUCAUGGCCAGUGUCAUACAGGCCUCCCUGGCUGCCCUCCUUCUGCUGCCUAUGGCUACCACCAUGCACUCUGACUGCAUCUUCAAGAAGGGACAAGCCAUGUGCCUGGAGAAGAUCCAGAGGGCCAACGAGCUGAUGGGCUUGAAUGACUCCUCCCCAGGCUGCCCUGGGAUGUGGGACAACAUCACAUGUUGGAAGCCUGCCCACGUGGGUGAGAUGGUCCUCGUCAGCUGCCCUGAGCUCUUCCGAAUCUUCAACCCAGACCAAGUCUGGGAGACGGAAACCAUCGGAGAGUUCGGAUUUGCUGACAGUAACUCCUUGGAUCCCUCAGGCAUGAGGGUGGUGAGCCGGAACUGCACAGAGGAUGGAUGGUCGGAGCCGUUCCCUCAUUAUUUCGACGCUUGUGGGUUUGAUGAGUACGAGUCUGAGACCGGGGACCAGGAUUAUUACUACCUGUCGGUGAAGGCCCUGUACACAGUUGGCUACAGCACGUCCCUCGUCACCCUCACCACUGCCAUGGUCAUCCUGUGUCGUUUCCGGAAGCUGCACUGCACCCGAAACUUCAUCCACAUGAACCUCUUUGCGUCGUUCAUGCUGAGGGCCAUCUCCGUCUUCAUCAAAGACUGGAUCCUCUACGCUGAGCAGGACGGCAACCACUGCUUCGUCUCCACUGUGGAAUGCAAGGCUGUGAUGGUUUUCUUCCACUACUGUGUCGUAUCCAACUACUUCUGGCUGUUCAUUGAGGGCCUGUACCUCUUCACGCUGCUGGUGGAGACCUUCUUCCCCGAGAGGAGAUACUUCUACUGGUACAUCCUCAUUGGCUGGGGGACCCCAACUGUGUGUGUGUCCGUGUGGGCUGUGCUGAGGCUCUACUUCGAUGACACAGGCUGCUGGGAUAUGAAUGACAACACGGCUCUGUGGUGGGUGAUCAAAGCCCCUGUGGUUGGCUCCAUAAUGGUUAACUUUGUGCUCUUCGUCGGCAUCAUUGUCAUCCUCGUGCAGAAACUUCAGUCUCCAGACAUGGGAGGCAAUGAGUCCAGCAUCUACUUCAGCUGCGUGCAGAAAUGCUACUGCAGGCCACAGCGGGCUCAGCAGCACCCUUGCAAGAUGUCAGAACUGUCCACCAUUACUCUACGGCUCGCCCGGUCCACCCUGCUGCUCAUCCCACUAUUUGGAAUCCACUACACGGUCUUUGCUUUCUCCCCAGAGGACGUCAGCAAGAGGGAGAGACUUGUGUUUGAGCUGGGGCUGGGCUCCUUCCAGGGCUUUGUGGUGGCUGUUCUCUACUGUUUUCUGAAUGGGGAGGUGCAGGCGGAGAUCAAGCGGAAAUGGCGGAGCUGGAAGGUGAACCGCUACUUCACCAUGGACUUCAAGCACCGGCACCCGUCCCUGGCCAGCAGCGGGGUGAACGGGGGCACCCAGCUCUCCAUCCUGAGCAAAAGCAGCUCCCAGAUCCGCAUGUCUGGCCUCCCAGCCGACAACCUGGCCACCUGAGCCCACCCUGCCCCCUCCUCUCCUCGGAACAGCGGCUGGGGCUCGGGUGGGUGGGCGCCGGCCCACGCGUGCUGUGCCUCUUCUCUCCCUUCGGGCUGGCCCUGGGCUGGGAGCCCAGCUCCCCGAGGUGGGAGAAGGAUGCAGGGCGCAGACGGGUAUUUCCCCUCCCCGUUUUGGCGCUGGCCCCGCCCACCGUGGGCCCCUGGGCGUUGACCCCAGACAUGUAAAUACUCCUUAAUUUUGGGAAAGUCGUCCCAUCCCUCCCCCUCUACCUUGUGUCCCUGCUCACCUCAGGCAGGUCCCCAGCUCCACCCGACCCCGUCCCCACCAGCCUCAGUGAUCGCCUGACCCUGUGUGGGAGGCCUUGUGAGCUGAGGCUGGUGACCUUGCUUUGGUGGAUUCGGGGUGGGCCCUGCCUGACAGCCCCCCUGCAGUGUCUGACUCUCGGUAUGGACUCUUUGAGUCUACUCGCCACCCCGUGGCUCUUUUCAGGCCUGGCCCAGUCCCGGAGGCUGCCAGAGGUCCAGCGUGGAGUGCUUUUCGGUGCAGGCGAGACCCAUGCUCACCCAACAUCUUGGUAUCCAGGUGCCCAGUUCCUGGGUAUCAGACAGUGGGAAAGCUCCAGGGCUCUUCCAGUCAGAGUCUUCAGUUUGGAUGUGGGGCUAAGGCCAGAGAAAGUUCUGGUGCUUUUCAUUUGGCCCAAGAAAAAUUGCCAGGAGCCAGAAAAGUGGAUGUGAUUGGAAUGGAGAUGGAAAGAGUUUGGAGGGACCCAUGGGAGAAGACCUUCACCACCUCCAUUAGUUUACCCCUGACUCAAGGUAGGCGGGGGUUCAUCUGGUAGCUUCCCUUCUGUGCCUCCUGUCCCCAGGCAUCAGUUGCAGAACACUGAGAGAUGGAUGCCUCAGAGAAACUCUUCCCCAACUACACUCACCAUAUAGAGCCCCUAAGCCCUCCCCCUUCCCCUUGAAGUCAAAGCCAUGACUGGGAUGAACCAGCCACCUUUCUGUGAUAUCAGCGAAUCGCGAAGCACCUUACACCUCCAUGUGCCCAGGGCCCAGGGCUCCCCUUCAUCGCCCCCCCACCGCCCCGGACCACGAGGAGCCUCCGUCACCAGCUUUCUCUGGCUUGGGCUCAGCUAAUGAAAUCGGAGACCUCUGCAAAGACUUCCCUCUGUGCGCUUUAGACAUGGAGUCAGCACGGAUCCCAGGGUGUCGUAGGGUUUGGGAGGGGAAGCCACACCUGCCAUGCUUGUUAGCAGGGGCUGCUGAUGGGAGGAGUGGCUGCACCCAAACUCCUGUCCUGGCUGCCCAGCCACAAGUUACCAGACCACACCCUAAGAAUUUAAACUGGGGCAGAACCAGGUUCAGAACAGGUGGAGGAAAGUGCUAGAAUGCAGCGGCCCCUGUGCGGGGCCCGCCUCAUUUGUGUCAGCUUGUGGUGUUUCUGUCCAAGUGUGUGUGUGGGCUUGCUUCACGGGCACGUUCUGGAACACUUGGAGAGUUUGGGAGGAUGGGGAAUGUUGCUUUGCUUGGUUUUAUAGAGAGGAAGAGGCCCAGGGGACUUAGGGACGUGUUCCUGGAGAGGCCUUCGAAGUGGCUGGAGAAGGACCUAGCGCUUGGUUUACAGAUAAGCCCCAUGUCCAGUGAAACACUGUGGACCCUGGGUCUUGGCUAAGCCAGAGGAGGGCAGGGCCUGCUUUCCCCGCUCCAGGCACACACGGCGGCUCAGGCUGGCCAUGGAGUGUGUGGCGGCCUUCCCCCCCUACACCUACCUGCCUCAUGAUCUCCUUCCCUCUGUCUGGGAACCACGUGUGUUACCUGAGUGG
Aethalodelphis obliquidens (Pacific white-sided dolphin) is the source of this 3850-nucleotide messenger RNA. It is a transcript of the gene ADCYAP1R1, whose product is annotated as ADCYAP receptor type I. Gene Ontology annotation, biological process: cell surface receptor signaling pathway; adenylate cyclase-modulating G protein-coupled receptor signaling pathway. Bases 535 to 2025 code for a protein of 496 amino acids. NCBI's taxonomy places the organism in Eukaryota, Metazoa, Chordata, Mammalia, Artiodactyla, Delphinidae. The transcript has 17 exons. Gene Ontology annotation, cellular component: plasma membrane. The record is from RefSeq and is a predicted model, not a curated record. Gene Ontology annotation, molecular function: peptide hormone binding; vasoactive intestinal polypeptide receptor activity; G protein-coupled peptide receptor activity.